GUGCGUGUUCUCCUCAAGAUGUCGUGUGAUAUGUACCUACGCUUCCGAUAAAUCUGGCACGUCUUCACGUUACCCAAGUGGUCACAUCGUCAUCCAAGGUAUUGACGUCAGCCUAAGCAAACGAUAUGCGGAGCAACUCCUCGAUGGUCAUGAGUGCAAUUUCUAUAACUAAACAACAUCGUGUUAUCUCUCCUUCAUCCACAAUCCAGUAUAUUCCAUAAUAUCAAUAUGUUCGGAAGCAGCAACACAUUCGACCCUAACAAGGACAUCCCUGAUCUCUCAGGCAAGGUCUUCGUCGUGACGGGGGGCUCGGCUGGUAUUGGAUUCGGUAUCUGUGCCCACAUCCUACAGCACAACCCUGCUGCCUUGUACCUCCUCGGCAAGAAGGAGGAACACAUUCAAGAAGCCGAAGAACGAUUGAAGAAGUUCGGAGAUGUCUCCAAAAUCCACUCUGUUCAGAUCGAGCUCGAAGAUUUGAAGCAGACUGACCAGGUAGCCAAGGAACUGACUUCGAAGCUCGACAGACUGGACGGACUCGUUUGCAAUGCUGGCCUAGGUGUUGGUGUCUUCAAUUUGACCAAGGACGGCAUUGACUCGCACAUGCAGGUCAACCACAUUUCACAGUUCCACUUGACCCAGACUCUGCUCCCCUUGCUACAAAAGACUCCUGGCAGUCGUUUGGUUCUUCAAUCCUCGGACCUUCAUCGCGGUAUUAGUGAUGUCAAGUUCGAGUCGCUAGAAGAGCUCAACAAGGACAUCGGCGCUAUGAAGUUAUACAACAGAACCAAACUUGCACAAGUUCUGUAUAUUCGUGCUUUGCAAGACCGCAAGGAGAAGGCUCAGCUGGGUUUCGACGCCGAUGCAAAGGUUGGACCGUACAUGAAUGCUACUCAUCCCGGAGGUAUUCAGACAGACCAGCAAAAGCAAGCAGAAGACGCGUACGGUACUCUGGGAAAAAUUGGUGUUGCAGUGGUGAAGCCCCUCCUGAAGGAUCCUGUUGAUGAUGGAUGUCGCCCAGCACUCUUUGCAGCAACAAGCGAGGACAUUGUCAAGGAGGGUGUUCAAGGACAAUACAUCGUGCCUGACCGCAAGGUCACCACCCCAUCUAGUGAGGCUCGUGAUCAGCAGCUUGGUGAGAAUCUAUGGAAGUUGACCGAGAAGAUCAUUGUGGACAGACUGGGCUCUUCUGUCCCCUACAAGCUUCAGUAUGCUCAGUAGAGGUUUACAGUAUCAGCUUGACAUGAAGUAAUGAUAUCCAAACAUUUCAUCACCACAAAACCAUUUACGACCGACUAAGCAGUUAGAAAGC
Molecule: messenger RNA, 1309 nt
Organism: Aureobasidium pullulans EXF-150
Lineage: Eukaryota; Fungi; Ascomycota; Dothideomycetes; Dothideales; Saccotheciaceae
Product: NAD(P)-binding protein
Exons: 3
Coding region: 229-1218 (329 amino acids)
Source: RefSeq, a predicted model, not a curated record